Myotis lucifugus (little brown bat) is the source of this 1431-nucleotide messenger RNA. RefSeq names its product transcription factor 23 (gene TCF23). Lineage: Eukaryota; Metazoa; Chordata; Mammalia; Chiroptera; Vespertilionidae. Gene Ontology annotation, molecular function: protein dimerization activity; DNA-binding transcription factor activity, RNA polymerase II-specific; RNA polymerase II transcription regulatory region sequence-specific DNA binding. The record is from RefSeq and is a predicted model, not a curated record. Gene Ontology annotation, biological process: regulation of transcription by RNA polymerase II; developmental process.
AUGUCACAGAGAAAGGCCAGAGGGGCACUGGCCAUGCCGGGAGUGGGGCAGAGCCCGGCGAAGGCCAGGCCGAGGCUGCUAGCAGGCACCCACAGCAGGAGGAGCCGCCUGAGCAGGACCAGGCAGGACCUGUGGGAAGGGACCGGCUGGAGCUACCAGAGGUGGAGCAGAGCUGCCCCUGCCCCCAGAGGGGCCGGCCCCGGGAGCCUGGCUGGUGUCAGGAGUGAGGUCAGUCCUGAGAAUGCCGCGCGGGAGCAGAGGGUGAGGACGCUGCGCAAGGCCUUCCUGGCCCUGCAGGCCGCUCUGCCUGCUGUGCCCGCGGGCACCAAGCUCUCCAAGUUGGAUGUGCUGGUGCUGGCCACCAGCUACAUAGCCCACCUCACCCGCACACUCGGCCACGAGUUGCCUGGCCCCGCCUGGCCACCCUUCCUGCGUGGACUCUGCUUCCUGCACCCUCUCAAGAAGUGGCCAAUGAGAUCUCGUCUCUAUGCUGGAGGCCUGGGGUGCUCUGGCCUUGACUCCACCACAGCCACCAGCCUGGGCCAAAGAACAAAGGAGGCAGAGGCCAGACCCCAAGUCCCUGGAGAGGCAGAUGCUCUCCUCCCCACCAGGCCACUCCCACCCGUUCUUGGUGAUAAAUGACCAUCAUGCUCACCUUCACUCCUGGACUGCGACUCAAGCUUAGGGACCUGGUUUCUUCUCUACCAGGCCCUGCCUGUCUGCAUGCUGACUCUUACCCUUUGGAUCUGACUCAGCCCCCAGGUUCCAGCCUGCAGACCAGACAAAGCCGGGGGCACGUCUGUGAUGGAGUGCUCAGGAGCACCAGGGAGUCCACCCUCAUCUUGGCACCAGGGGGCUCUUUUGUGGCAGCUACAAGGGAAAUGGGAGAGGAAGGGGUUUGAUUGGGUUGGAGGUUGAGUUAUGGCACUACCCCUUGCUCCCCCACCCCCCCACCCCCCUCACACCCCCAAAGUUCCUGCAAACCCUCUGGAGAUUGCAAGCAGAGGGAGGGGCCUAGGAUGGCAACAGCCGCAGGGGCUGAUGGGACCAGGCAGGCUCUUGGCCGCUGUGCGUGUGAACAGAGCUGGGCUGGGGUCGCAUGAGCAGAGGGGAAACUGAAGAAGGGAAUGUUUUGUUAUUUCACCACGACGUACACGGAUGCCAAAGAGGCAGGACGGCGCUCAGGAGGCUUGUCUCUGCAUUAUGGUCUCUCCAGCUGCCCCUCACCUCUACAGUGUCUCCCCCUCGGGGCCCUGCACCCUUCCGCUCUUUCCUUGAUACGAGUUCUAUUUACAGGUGAAGCCAUAAAGCUCGCAUGGCUUACAUUCCAGUUUCCGAGACACUUGUAGUCCCCACUGCCUCCUCAGAGAAGACCUGACCCCGAGGCAGCGCCACCUUAACGAACCCGCAGCACCCUAAGGCCUUGCAUAA